Messenger RNA from Tremella mesenterica DSM 1558, 2316 nucleotides. RefSeq lists its product as uncharacterized. The transcript is spliced from 6 exons. Bases 1 to 2316 code for a protein of 771 amino acids. Gene Ontology annotation, cellular component: nucleolus; small-subunit processome. The record is from RefSeq and is a predicted model, not a curated record. Gene Ontology annotation, biological process: maturation of SSU-rRNA from tricistronic rRNA transcript (SSU-rRNA, 5.8S rRNA, LSU-rRNA). NCBI's taxonomy places the organism in Eukaryota, Fungi, Basidiomycota, Tremellomycetes, Tremellales, Tremellaceae.
AUGGUCAAACAUAAAGGGCAAAAAGGUGCUAAAGGGCGUGACAAAGCCUCUCAAGCACCAGGAAAGAGUAUAAAGAGGAUGGAGAGUUAUGAAGAUACUCUGGAGCAAGGUGGGGUGGAUGAACAUAUGUUCAAACGCGAUCGAAUUAUGUUUGAUCAUCAGUCCGAUUCUUCUUCAAAUGACGAAGAAGAGGUAUUGGCUUUACCCGAUAACCCUCGAUUAGACCACCGUCAGAUACAUGAGGACGAUGAAGUGGAGGAUGAAGAGGAAGAGGAAGUAGAAGAUGAAAGAAGGGAGAAGAAGAAGAGGAAAGAUAAGAAGAGAAUUGAUGUUUCUACAAAAGGUAGAUAUGGGAAGGUGCAAGUGUCGGAUGAAUCGGAUGGGCAAGAUGAAGUCACCAAUGGAGAACCUUCCCGUGACACGGACGAUUCAGAUCAAAGUGAAAGCGAAGAAGGAUGGGGAAGAUCGUAUUAUUCCCGCCCAUCUACAAGGAAAGAAAAAGAAUCUCAAGGGGUUUUAGAUGAGAAAAGGGAAGAAGAGAGGGAGUUGGAAGAGAAAGAAGUAAAGAGGUUACAGAGAAAAGCCAGGGAAAGUUUGGGGGAAGAAGAUUGGGGGUUGGACGAUUUGGAUGAUAUGGGAAGAGUAGAUAUGAAUGGUAAUGACGACCCCAUAGAAGAGGAAAAACCAGCCCCACCUCCAGUACCCGAAACUUCAGACCCUGUCGUCAUUUUGAAACAUAUGGAAUUACAUGAUCCUCUCAAACUUGCCUUGGCUAGAGAUUACCCUUUGAUGCUUGAUAGAUUGGAACGGACCGCAGAAGGUGUGGGAAAGAUGGAAGAGGAGAAAGAUGGAGAGGGGAAUUUGCAUAAACCUUUAGGAUGGUUACAUUAUCAAACCCUCCUGACUUACACAUCCACACUCACAUUCUACCUCCACCUCAUCUCUAUCCCACCUUCCUCCUCCACAUCAUCCCUCCUCCCACGCGUCAUAGCCCGAUUGGUAAAGCUCAAAGCUGGGGUGGUGAUGUUAGAUAAGAUGGAGUUGGAUGCAGCUAUGGAUGCUCCUGACUGGGGUGAUUUGGAUGAGCUUGAUGAUCUGGACGAGCUGAGCGACUCGGAUGAAUUAGAUUCUUCGGACGGAUUGGAUUCAUUCAGUUCUCUGGAUGACGAGAGUAAUGAAGAUGAAGAUCAGGAUGAGGAAGGAGAAAGUUUGGCUGGGGCUACCAAGAGGGACAGGAGGAAACUUUCAAGUAGAAGAACAAAGAGGAUCCCCACGGGGGAAUUAUCUUGGUUAAAGGGAGAUUUGGAAGAUGGGGAAUUAGAAGAUCUUCUGGCUGAUGCGGAUAAAUCACCCAUAUCAGCGUCGAACAACAAGAUCAAAAAUCUCAAAUCCGACAAAUCCUUCACUACUAGACUUGUCAAAUCUAUCAAGGUUCCAAAAUCCAAACACAUGUUUGAGAGCGAUAACUCGACCAACAACCUAUUUGAGAAACAAAAGAAAUCUAAAGCUUCGAAAUCCCCAAAAUCUGAUGUGGCAAUAUUGGAAGAACCAGAAUUUAUCCCUUCCUUACGGUCGAAACGGUCCAACAUAUUCGACGACGCCUUGGGAGAUCCUACCUCUUUACUCGAUGCGGAUGCAUCAGACAAAGAAAGACGUAAGAGGUCUUUGGCAUUCCAUACUUCUAAAAUCGCUUCCACGUCAGCAAGACGGACAGCAGCUAGGGAAAGAAGGUUAGGAGGGGAUGAUGAUGUUCCUUAUAGAGAUCGGAAGGCUGCAAGGGAUUCGGUUCUCAAGAGGGGGACUGGGGAGAGGCUUGAGUCUGGAGCUAGUGGACUCGUCGAGAUGAACUCGAGGGAUGAAGAGGGAGAUAGGUUUGGUGGGGAAGAGACAAGGCAGGUGAUAUCAGGUGAGAAAGAGAGAGGUAGAAGUAAGAAACAUCCGAGAGAGGAGGAUGAUGGAGAAGGGGAAUCAGAUGGGUAUUAUGAAUUGGUAAAGAGACGAAAAGAGGAGAAAAAAGUAGAAAAGGAAAUUGCUCAUGAAGAAAAGAGAAUGGAAAAAUUUGCAUCAUUACAAGACGAAAUCACAUCCGGUCCUCGAUCCGUCUCUAGGGCGAUUGAGAAAAACAGAGGUUUGACACCGCGUCGAUCUAAAACCGGUAGGAACCCAAGGGUGAAGAAACGACAAGCUUAUGAGAAAGCUAAGAGACGCGUGGGUUCUCAAAGAGCUGUUUUCAAAGGUGGUCAAGCAAGUUUAGGAGGGGAUUACAAAGGUGAAAAAAGUGGGAUUUCACAGGUUGUCAAAAGUCGAAAGUUUUAA